Messenger RNA from Venturia canescens, 1469 nucleotides. It is a transcript of the gene Tsp74F, whose product is annotated as Tetraspanin 74F. NCBI's taxonomy places the organism in Eukaryota, Metazoa, Arthropoda, Insecta, Hymenoptera, Ichneumonidae. The transcript has 7 exons. Gene Ontology annotation, cellular component: plasma membrane. The coding region runs from base 380 to 1099 and encodes 239 amino acids. The record is from RefSeq and is a predicted model, not a curated record.
CUUAGCAGUUUUCAGUUUCAUCCCGGCACCCAAGAAGGCAACGUCGAUGAAAAGUUUGCCUCUCUUGCUACGGCACCGUGCGUUUAUCAGUCGCGCGAAAACAUUCGCGCCUUUUACAUUUUAAUCAUAUAGAAACGGCGCGAAACCAAGUGCGCUGCAACGAGCAACAUUAUUUCCGAAAAACCGUACGAUUAUGGACAAAUAAUUGAGAAAAAAUAAAAAGUGAACAGGGUUUUUCGAAUCAGCAACGUGUUCAACACCGAUCUAAAUCCGUUGAUAUAUCCAGCGCUGGAGAAAGGCGCUAUACGCUUGCCCCGAUUCACGAGUCGAAUAAAAGGAUAAAAAAAAAAACAAACAAACAAAAGAAUACUUGGACGAGAUGGGGUACAGCACGGCAAAAGAUACCUGCGCCGGAUUCAUGAAAUGGGCCUUGUUCUUGUCAAAUAUCACUAUUUUCAUUGGUGGAUUGAUCGUGACCGGGUUAGCGAUCUGGGCUCUGGUCGACAGGGUAUCGUAUAUCGCUGAAUUGCUCGGCAAUGAUUUGCUCACAGGUGCCAUCUACGUCUUACUCGUCGGUGGUAUAAUCGUCGCUGUAAUCGCUUUUUUGGGUUGUAUCGGUGCCUGUCGCGAGGUCAAAUGCAUGCUUCUCACGUACUGUAUUAUAAUGUUAGUGCUGUUCGUGACGAUGUUCAUCGGCGGGGUUCUCGGUUACGUCUUUCGUUCGAAGGUCCUCGACGUCGUCGAGCAACAAAUGACAAAUUCGUUGCGCCUAACCGAUCCUUCGACGAGGAACGCCUGGGACAUGACACAAAAAACGCUUCACUGCUGUGGCGUCAAAAGCUACAGGGAUUGGGCGUCGAAGGGUUUACCAAUACCGGAUUCGUGCUGUCGUGAAAUUUCAGCAGGAAAAUAUUUCAGAUGUAAUACCGCAGCGGAAACUCCCAAUGCGAGUAAUAUUUGGGUCGACGGUUGUUUGAACAGCACCAAAAUUUAUAUUCAAAGACAUGCCGCAGCGAUGGGAGCUUCAGGAAUCGCUAUUGCCUGCGUUAUGCUGUUCUGCAUGAUCUUCUCUUGCGCUCUGUUCAAUAUGAUUGAAUGACGCCGGGAGUUUCGCACGAUUUGAAACCACUCGAGUACAUAUUGUUGUCCGAAGCUUAUUCAAAAUCGUGAAAAAGCCAUCGAGUCUUCGAGACCAUUGUCCGUCAUUUUCGGAGUAUACACUUCGAAUAGACGAAUGGAAAUUCCCUGGACAGCAGAAGACACACACACAAAUUUUCGAUAAUCAUAUUUAAUAGAUUAGAACACGCGCAAAGAUAAACCCGCCGAAUAAAUUUUAUUUUUUUUUAACAAAUUCACGACAACGUACGAAAAAAUACAGAAAACCAAGGAAUCGUAUGGGACGUUGAGAGAACCAUGCAUUUUUACUAUUUUUAGUGCCUUUAUAAUAAAAUCUUACUUUUUUUAACCAA